UGGAUAUGAGUCUUGUUUCUGCACAGACCAGCCGGUGGUAGAUGAAGGAAUCCGGCUGACACAUUGGUCUGGUCAGUGAGGAGGAAAUACUCGUGGAAAGCAGCCGCACAACAAUUAUCCAGAGAGAGCAACAGAGACAUUUACCUGCAAGUGACAACAGGAAGUUACCAUGAUGGCAGUCCUGGGCAGCGCCUGUCGCUUGAUCCAAUUUGCCAGGAGCAGCGUCUCUCUGAGUGUAAGGAGACGCUCCACUGCUGCUGCUUUAGCCCAGACUAUGACUCCAGAAACACAGGACAACAGGAAACCCAAGACGGGCAUCUUGAUGCUGAACAUGGGAGGACCUGAGAAGCUAGAAGACGUUCACGACUUCCUGCUGCGGCUCUUCAUGGACACAGACUUGAUGAAACUCCCAGUACAGAAUAGGCUCGGCCCGUUCAUCGCCAAGCGUCGCACGCCAAAGAUCCAGGAGCAGUACAGCAAGAUCGGAGGAGGCUCGCCCAUCAAACACUGGACCUCCAUGCAGGGAGAGGGAAUGGUGAAGCUGCUGGACGAGAUGUGUCCUGAGACAGCUCCUCACAAGUUCUACAUCGGCUUCCGGUACGUUCAGCCGCUGACGGAGGAAGCCAUCGAGGAGAUGGAGAAAGACGGCGUGGAGAGAGCUGUGGCCUUCACACAGUACCCUCAGUACAGCUGCUCCACCACAGGGAGCAGUCUGAACGCCAUCUACCGUUACUACAGGAACAGAGGCGACCGGCCAAAAAUGCGCUGGAGUGUCAUCGACCGUUGGCCCACACACCCUCUGCUGGUGGAGUGUUUUGCAGACCACGUCCGUAACGAGCUGCUGAAGUUCCCAGAAGAGAAGAGAGACGACGUUGUCAUUCUGUUCUCAGCACACUCACUCCCUAUGGCUGUUGUAAACAGAGGGGACCCAUAUCCUCAGGAAGUGGGAGCCACAGUUCAGAGAGUCAUGGAGAGACUGGGACACUGUAACCCUUACAGACUAGUGUGGCAGUCCAGGGUGGGGCCCAUGCAGUGGCUCGGCCCCCAGACGGACGACGUGAUUAAAGGUCUGUGUGAGCGAGGGAAGAAGAACAUCCUGCUGGUGCCCAUCGCCUUCACCUCCGACCACAUAGAGACUUUACACGAGCUAGACAUCGAGUACGGCCAGGUGCUGGGGGAGGAGUGUGGAGUGGAGAACAUCAAGAGAGCAGAGUCGUUGAAUGGGAACCCUCUCUUUAUGCAGGCUCUGGCAGACCUGGUCCAGGUCCACCUGAAAUCCAACGAGUCCUGUUCCCGUCAGCUGACCCUCCGCUGCCCGCUGUGCACCAACCCCACCUGUGGAGAAACCAAGGCCUUCUUCGCCAAUCAGCCACUCUCAUAGAAGCACACACACUCUCACACACACACACACACACACAUACAUAAACACACCGUCUCUCCAGCAAGAGUGUCAGUUCCAUAGAAAACACAACAUGAAGAACUGGACAAAUGAUUUCUGCGAAUACAUUUUGACGUUUGUUUUAUUGGUACCUACACGUCGGACGGGAGGAGUUUAACCACAGCUAGUGCUUUACUUUAUGGGAAAAAUAUAAAUAAAUAUAUAUAUAUAAAAUAUCUUCUGGGCAGAAAAUCGAUCACAAAUUAGAAACAAUUAUAAUAUUAGAAUGUAAUAUAAUGAAUAUUACAAACAAAAUGUAUUUUUUGGUUUUGCGCUUUUCGUGGGAUUUGUAGAAAAUAAGAAAAAACAUCUUUUCAAUGGACCAGUCGACACCGAAAUUUGACAGAUUGAGAAUAUUGAAUAGAGAGGCUUCGUAGAGAGAGAGACGUCACUUACGCGACUUCUGGUUGUGUAGUCUUUCUAACUACGUUGUUUAUACUUCCAACAGUUUUACGACAAACAGCAAAAUGAUCUUUUAAAUUGACAAGCAUCAUAUGUGUGAAUAAUGGCGCAAUUCAAACGGGAUCAAAGAUUAUUUGUCUCUCGCCGUUGACUACCGUUCAUAUUUUUUCCGAAAUAAGGUCCCAUGAGGUCCACCGGAAGAUCAUAUCUGCCCUUAACACUCACCUCAGAUUACCUGAAUAUUUAAUUUAAUUUGGUAAAUACCUCCCAACCGGCACAGAUUAAAACAAACGCCCUAAAUAAGGAUUUGCGGAUACCAUUUGGCAAAAGUCCGUGCAGAUAUAAGAGCUGACACUCUGCAGAAACUGCUAACAUCACCUUAAAGCUACAGGGAAAAGCCUUACACUAUUUUUUUUUUUUUUUUUUAUUGCUGCUCUCUUGGUUACAUUCCAUUUGCUUAGCCCCUGCAAACCCCAACCAGAGACCCUGUUUCUCUUCUUGCUGGUGCUAAACGAGUAACAGUCGGCCACGACGACAACGACGACGCCACACAGAAGGGAUCUGGGCGGUUGGCUGUUUCUCUUCCCCCAGCCUUCUCACCUGUCCCUUCACGCCAUUGACCCGCCAGCCAGUAACACCCACCCAUCCUGCUGCAAUCCUUGCAAUGUGAUUGGAGGGGGUUGGUGCUUCUCAAAACACUGCUGCCUGAUAGGUGGAUACCACUGCGCUUAAGAGAGGGAAAAGUGCUACUUUAGGGAUUCAAGUUUACUUGAAGGUUUAAUUUAAAAAAAUGAGUAUCAGUUAUUGCAUUAAUCCCUCAUCUAUUCUAUGUUGGUGCUGUACAGAGCUAAUAAAUAACGAAUGUUGCGUAAUUUCUACAGUAAACCAGAGUGAAGCUCUAGUCUAUCAAAGGGGUAUUGUGAGAUGGUUUACAAGCUCUUAUUUUUUGCUUUUCGUAUGCUGAAAUAUUGACCGUUUUCGAGCCUCUCGGCCUCCGCUGAUAAUAAAUCCAAAAACUGAAAAAGGGAAAAUUGAGCUGUUCACCUCUCUACAUGUGUAGCCCACAAAAUAAGACUCAUGUAAUUCUUGAUUUUGACAGGGACCGGCUCAGUAAGUCAAUAUAAACAAGGCAGAUUAAAGAGAAGAAGGCAAAUCAUGUUGUUGCAGUGAAAUAAACUAGAUUAACAUAAUGAAGAGUCCAGCUUCCUACACUUCGAACACUACAGCAGUGGUUCCCAACCUGGGGUCGGGCGCCAGGAUUUGUCUGCUCUGAAGCUGUCAAAACUAGAUUUACACAGGUAUAACUGAAAUCAUAAUAACACAAUUGUUUCUUUAACGCAUUUACGCAACUUGCGCAUU
This is a messenger RNA of Sebastes umbrosus (honeycomb rockfish), 3199 nucleotides long. It is a transcript of the gene fech, whose product is annotated as ferrochelatase. The coding region runs from base 170 to 1381 and encodes 403 amino acids. Gene Ontology annotation, biological process: heme biosynthetic process. Lineage: Eukaryota; Metazoa; Chordata; Actinopteri; Perciformes; Sebastidae. The record is from RefSeq and is a predicted model, not a curated record. The transcript has 11 exons. Gene Ontology annotation, molecular function: protoporphyrin ferrochelatase activity.